Monoraphidium neglectum is the source of this 639-nucleotide messenger RNA. RefSeq lists its product as hypothetical. Bases 1 to 639 code for a protein of 212 amino acids. The record is from RefSeq and is a predicted model, not a curated record. The transcript is spliced from 3 exons. Lineage: Eukaryota; Viridiplantae; Chlorophyta; Chlorophyceae; Sphaeropleales; Selenastraceae.
AUGCCGCGCGGCGCUGCGCAGACUUCGAAGCCCACCAGCGCCGCGCCGGCGGCGGCACCCGCGGCGCCGCAGCGGUUGUUCACGCAGCCUGCGCCUGGCACAUUCGUCCCGUACGAGCCGCCCGCCUCCCCACCUGCCGCGUAUGCGGCCCCUGAUCUUUACUACUUCGACGGCGCCAACUACCGGCCAUGGCAGCAGCAGCUGACGCUCCCCCCCGUGCCGCCGGCGCCCGCGGCGCAGCCGGCCACCUCGUCACGCGGCCCGCCGCCCCCGGGCGCGCCCGGCGGGCCGCCGCUGUACGAGGAGACCUCUCAAGGCAUGUUCUCCCGCUGGGCGCCGCCGGCCGGCGCGGCGGUCGGGUCGCAGCCCAAUGUGACGCUGUACCUGCGCAACGAGACCACUGGUGUCUUCCAGGUCCUCUUCGACCCUGCCCUGGCCGUUGCCGCGCACAACAGCAACUCCACCGGCGCUCCCUCCAACGCCGCCGAAGACGCCGCCGACCGCAGCGGCGGCGCGCCGGCGGCGCCGGGCGGCAACGCGACGAGCAGCAACGGCAGUGAGGCGACAGCGUGGAACCCGCUCUACGUGCGUGAUGCGGCCAGCAGCGCCGAGCGCGGGCAAGAGGCGUUCAAGGAGUGA